Molecule: messenger RNA, 19086 nt
Organism: Podarcis lilfordi (Lilford's wall lizard)
Lineage: Eukaryota; Metazoa; Chordata; Lepidosauria; Squamata; Lacertidae
Source: the annotation of a GenBank genome assembly
GAAACUGGAGAGAAAAUGGUAUGCAAUGGAGUAUCUUGAAAAAAGGUUAUGGCUGGCUGCAACCCUGAGCAGCGGCACCCUCCCUGCACUGCAACACUUCUCUGCCGAUCUCCCGCUUGCUCUCCCAGGCGCAGGCAGCCGUGCGAUGCGAGGUCUCUCCGGCGCCUUCCCGUGCGCGCGUCCCACCGCCAGGCGGCUCUGCUCCGGCGCCUCGCCGAGGCUCCGCUCUUCCCUCUUCCCGUCUCCGCCGGGCGCCUCGGCGGCGGUGGGCAGAGCUUCCUGGAGCAGCCGCAGCGAGAUCCGGUCAGCAGCGUCUAUGGAGAUGGAGAGCUGGGGCUCCCGGGCGCCGGGGCUGCAGCCCGCCUAGGCGGAGGGAGGCCGGCCGAGUCCCCGGGAGGAGCGCGCACCGGAGAGGCCGCUUGCGCAGCGCUGGCGGGAUUCUCCCGCGGCAGUUCCUCCCUUUUCUUUUCUUUUCCCUUCCUCUCCCCUCCUUGCAAAAGGCGACGGAGCCCCGCAGGUACUGGCCCCAAGCCUAGUUUAAUGCGUCUGCAGCAGGAGAGAGAGCCAGCCUGCAAAAGGCGAUCGUCCCGGGUAUGUGAGGCUGGAGAAACGGAUUUGGAGGAUGGGGGGAAGAGCAGGCGGCCGGAGGAAAAGUUUGCGCGCCUGUCAUGUAGGGAAACACGGGCGCGAUUCCUUUCUAAAAUCAUGUGAAGGGUUCUUUCCCCCUUGUGGCCUUCCAGAAAAUGAUAAGUUUGGUGCAGUGAAAUAAGGUGGGUGGGGGGAAAGGAAAUGUAAAAGAUGCUGAGUUUAGAAUAUUUGGAGAGGGCUGAGUAUGCGGGUUGGGGCUGAAAGCAAAACCCUGUUAGUGUUCCGUUUUUAGAACAAAAAAUGGUUGCAGUAGUAAAGGGGGGGGGGGGAUUAUAGCGUUGCAAGGGUCUUCUGGUCCAAUCUGCUGCAAGGCAUGAAUCACAACUAAAGGAAUCCCUGGCGGGUGGCUGUCGGAGCCAAGCCACCCCUUCUGACAUCCCCCUUUUCUCCCUAACAGAUUUUGGCAAAAUGAUGUGUGUGUUUGUCUUUGGAACAUUUCCUCCUCCUGGGGGAAGAGAGAUGGUUGCCGCGGAGCCAGUACAGGUAGAGAAUGGAAUUGGGGUGUGUGUGUGGUGGGACACAAUAGCACUUUUGUAGUUUAAAAAUAUAAAAAAGAAAGAUCCAACACACCUUUUAUUUUCUGUUUCUUACAGGCACCGCCAUUCUCCUUCGAAGAAGUGGCCGUGUAUUUCACAGAAGAGGAAUGGGCUCUCCUGGACGCAGAGCAAAGGGACCUUUACUGGGAUGUCAUGCAAGAGAAUUAUGAGAAUGUGGCAUCCUUGGGUAAGGAACUGCAGUUGCACCAGGAAGUGCUCCUUAUUGGGCUAUUUUUGGGGGGAAGGCUUCUCCCUUAGUUUAUUAUUGUACUUCAGCAGACCUUGGGUUUCUCCCAAGUGUGUAAUCACUCCUCCCUCUUAAUUCUUCAUAGCCCCAUUUUGGUUCUAAUCCAUAGCUGUCAGCGUUUUCCUUUUUUUAAGGGAAAUUCCCUUAUUCCGAAUAGGAUUCCUCGUAAGAAAAGGGAAAAGUUGACAGCUAUGUUCUAAUCUUACAUUGCUCCGGCAUAGUGUAAGAGAGCUCCUCCUCUGUUCUUAGCCGAGUGUCCCAUUAGCUCAGCGUACACUUUGCACAUGGAAGGUUCCCGCUUUAUUUCUGCUUGCGUCAAGGACACCUCCGUCUUGAGACCUUGCAAUGUCACACCCUUGGCAAGAACAUGGGUUACAUCUAAUUCAAUCCUAAAUCUUCAAUGCUCACAGCCCUGGUUCAUCAGAAAGGUUCUUUCCCCUCCCCCCCAACUCCCCAUGCAGUGCUGGUUACGGUUUCCAAUCUUGCUUUUUCAAAAUACAAACGUUUCGAAAUAAUUUUCAUAAAUGCCAGAAGAAGCGUUGGGUCUGUAAUCCUGUGUCAGGCUGCAGCUAGCAGAGGAGUGGGGAGACUUGACCUUGAUUAAAUGCUCCUCCAUGCAGUUAAAAACAAAUAGCUAGUACAUUAAAGAGAAGGGUCUGAGUCUCUGAUUCUCCCCAGUAUUUUUGUUGCUAGUCUGGUGCAACCAAACCGCAUUUCCAUCAGGCAUUCAGGUACUUUUGUUUGUUUGUUUGUAAAAAAAGAGUGCCUUGGCACAGCUAGCCAGAGUUGGCAUUGCAACCAGCUGAGACCCUUUGAUCCAGCCUUGCUCUUCUGCGUCAUGUUCUUAUUAGUGUUUUCCUGCAGUAAAAACUGAGCAAAACUCGUCAAACGAAACAAAAUGUGCCAGUAUUCCUAGUGGUUGCAACCUGACAUCCAUUUAAUGGGAGCUUUUAAUUUCCUCCUCCCCCUUUUUUUGUUUUUGGACGAUGGAGCCGUUCCAAUUCCUAAACCCGAGUUGAUCUCCCGGCUGGAACGAGGGCAAGAGCCAUGGAUCUCCAACCCCCAGGCUGCGGAGGACAAAAAGGUUCCCAUCGGCUCCUGCCAAGGUGAGAGGGGAGGUUCCCAGCGGCAUUGCAAAUGGGUGCCCUUUCCAUGAGGAGGGCCUUGUCUUUGGGUGCUUCCAGCUGAAAUAUGACAAUGCGGGUGACAAAUAGUAUUUCCUUCAUGGAACACCGGGAGCAUAACGCCUCUCUGCCUGUCUCAGUCCUGGUAUUGUUACCAAAAUGGUGGGGUAUUGGAUUCAGGUAGGCAGUGAUGUCGGGAAUAAGUAUGUCAAGGUAAAAAAACUGUUUAGGGAUAGGGCAUGAGUGGAUGAAGCCCACACUAGAGGGAACAGAUUGUUGGAAGCAUGUGGGAGCAUGUAGUUCUGCCCUCAUUGUGCUGGAACUACUACUGCUAUGAGUAGUAGCAGUAGCAAUAGUAGCAUAUUACUACUACCAGUAGUAUAAAAUUUAGGCACCUGCCUUGAAGAGUGCCUAACUACCACUGGAACUACGACUACUAAUAUUACAGUGGUACCUUGGUUUUCGAACGUAAUCCGUUCCAGAAGACCAUUCGACUUCCGAAACGUUUGACAACCGAGGCUCAAUGGACGGUCUGCAGAAUCCAUUGAGAAAAUGGAGAAAUGCGCCUCAGAAGCCGUUUGACUUCUGAGGCAUGUUCGAAAACAGAAGCAAUUACUUCCGAGUUUUCAGUGUUCGAAAGCCAAGAAAUUCUGCUUCCUAGAUGCUCGAAAACCGAGGUUCCACUUUAGCAUUAUUAUUAUUACUACUAGUAGUAUUAUUAUUAUAAAAAGUAGGCUCCUACUCUAAAAGAGUAGUUCUGCUUUAAUUGUGCUGGAACGUCUACUAUGUGUAUUAGUAGUAGUAACAAUAGUAGUAUAAAAUGUAGGCCCCUCUCUUGAGUAGUUUUGCUUUCAUUAUGUUGGAACCACUGUUACUACAAAUAUUAGUAGUAUUAGUAAUGAUAAUAGUAAUAGUAAUAUAUUGCCAGUAGUAGUGUAAAAUGUAUAGUUAUGGCCUCUUUAUGCUGGUAGUACUAAUUCCAGUAGUAGCCGUAGUAGUACUAAGUUAGUACUUGUAGGAGGAUAAAACAGGUCCCUGCCUGGGGUUGGUUACAACCUUCAAAAAAGGGGUCCUGACAGGGCCAGCCAAACACAUUUUGCUGCCUGAGGCAAAAAUAGCAAUUUUCUUCCCAGCUACCAUUGGACAAGGUGUGUGGCUGGUCAAGCCAUAUAUUGGCAGCUAAAGCAGAAAACCCCGCAAGUGCCCCUUCUUCUGCUUUACAAUAUUAACUUUGUCAGGACACCCAAAAUCAGCUGCCUGGGUGACUGCCUCACUCUCCCUAAUGGGUGGGCCGGUUUUGGGAGUUUGGGGAAUAGAAGUGUAUGUGCAUGCCUUGGGUUGUUGUUGUUUUUUUAUGGCCCCACUCCCCAAAACAGCAGGCUUGUUGGUAGUUUCGCCUUACAGUUUCCUGGGGGGGGGGGGAGCCACCUUCACAAAAAGGGGUGGAAAAACACAACUGGGCCUCUGAGGCUUCCAGUUGAUGCCACCCAAAGCGUGCCUAGAAUGGUUAUUUCAGGGUGCCCAGAGCAACUUGGGGGAAACUAUACAAAAGGCUUCUCUCUGAAUACCAGUGUGAUUUAUAAUGGAUGCAAUUGGAAAAGCGGUUCUGGCAUCAAUUUUCAUGCAAAUGACAAUAGGGCAGUAGGUGAAAAGCAGACCCCAUUGAAAUGCAUGAGCUGCCCCAGCAGACUCCUCAGUUGGGGAUUAUGCAAAUCGGGAAGAGGUGGAGUUGCACUGAUUUGCAUGCCAGGCACAAUUCCUUCAUGUUUCCUUAAGAAGGACUGAGGGUAGGUUUUAUACAUUGCCUGAAAUUUAGAAUUUUGCAUACAUAUAUUAAUGCAUAGAGAGGCAGUGUGGUGUAGGGGAUAGAGCAGGAUUUCUCAGACUUCUGCUAGCAAUGGGACAUUACACACACACACACACAACUGGAGGCACGUUUCAUUCUGGCAACUGAAAAGCGGUAUUUCUACAGCUUGAAAGAAAAAACAUCAGAGCAAGGACUCAUUCAGAGAUACAACACCUUCCUCUGUCCUGGGAAUGACAGCAUGUCCCCUCACACAUAUUCCCUCUCCAUGUGCAACCUGAACGUAGGUAUGCAAAAGAAUUCCAUUUACACUAAUUAGGAGACCCUUCCAGAAAUUAUUGCUCAUUCAGAGAUGCAACAGCCAACCUCCUUUUAAGGUGCUGUGUCUCUGCACCGGCACAGCAAAAUGCUCUCUUCAUCCCUGAUGCUGAGAAAUCAAGUUGCACGCUUAAAGAGGCCAAUUAAAAAGGAAGCAAGUGCCGAGAAAGGACUCAUUUAGAGACGCAACAGGUUACCCCUUUGAGAGUGGGUAAUCGUGCUGUCUUUGUAUAUCAGGAGUGCUUGAAAUGUCUGAUGAAUGAAUAUAGCAGAACUGCUCACAGCACUGAGGGUAGUUAGGAAGUGGGCAAGUCCAGAGAGGGAUAGCUCAGUUGGUAGAGCAUGAGACUCUUAAUCUCAGGGUUAUGGGUUCGAGCCCCACAUUAAUAAUAAUAAUAAUAAUAAUAACAACAACAACAACAACAACAAUUUAUUAUUUAUACCCCGCCCAUCUGGCUGGGUCUCCCCAGCCACCCUGGAUGGCUUCCAACAAAGUAUUAAAAUACAGUGGUCUGUUAAACAUUAAAAGUUCCCAAUACAGAGUUGCCUUCAGAUGUCUUCUAAAAGUCUGGUAGUUGUUUUCCUCUUUGACAUCUGCUGGGAGGGCGUUCCACAGGGCAGGUGCCACUACAGAGAAGGCCCUCUGCCUGGUUCCCUGUAACUUGGCUUCCUGCAGUGAAGGAACUGCCAGAAGGCCCUCGGCGCUGGACCUCAGUGUCUGGGCAGAACGAUGGGCGUAGAGACGCUCCUUCAGGUGCAUUGGGCGAAAGAUUCCUGCAUUGCAGUGGCUGGGAUGAGAUGAUCCUCGUGGUGCUUCUAUGAUCCUGUCAGUCAGACAGAGACUUACUUUUCCAGCCUUAGCCUUGCAUUCUUCCUUCAGACUACUUUCCUCUCUCCCUCUCAGGGAAUGACGUUUAUUUGAAUUCUCCCUCCAUCCCGGCGAGCGAGGUGAUCGUGCGGGAGAUCAAAGAAGAGGUUCCCGAACGAGAAAUCUUGGACCGAGCGGAGCCCCAGUGGACUUUGUUGGGCUCUCCUCCGGGGCUCGACCCCCUGAACUCGGAGAGCCGCUGCGGGCUGCAGAGGCCGUGGGAGAUGCCUCCGGGGACAGUGUGGCGGGAGCCGUCGCGGCACCUGCGGGCGGCGAGUUCGAAGCGCAGCAUGUUCCACGUGGGGCGCAAGAAGCUGAUGUGCCCCGAAUGCGACCGGUGGUUCCACUGCAAGUCCGAGUUCCUGCUGCACUGGAGGACCCACACGGGCGAGAAGCCCUACGAAUGCCUGGCGUGCGGCAAGCGCUUUAUCCAGAGCUCCCACCUCAGCGCCCACCGGCGCAUCCACACGGGGGAGAAGCCCUACGAGUGCCCCAAGUGCGGGCGCAGCUUCAACCGCCGCUCCACCCUCACUGAGCACCUGCGCAUCCACACCGGGGAGAAGCCUUACAAGUGCCUGCAGUGCGGCGAGAGCUUCCGAUGGAGGCCGUACCUCACCAAGCACCAGAGGGUUCACGUGGGCGGCGCCGUCUACAAAGGCCUGAGUGACGGGGAAGCCAUGUUUGAGAGCCCGCCCCCGGAGGAGCAGCAGGGAGGCCACCCGGGUGAGCGCUGUUUUUGUCCCGCAAAUAUUUCAAAUUAGAAUAUAGCGUUGUCUAGCCCCAUGCGUUGACAGAACAGCGGCAGAUUUGUUUCCCUUAUUCGUUUUGCUGGGUCGGAUUCUGCAGCUGAGAUUCCUACGUUGCAGGGAGUUUGGGCUAGAUCAUGGGUAGGCAAACUAAGGCCCGGGGGCCGGAUGUGGCUCAAUCGCCUUCUCAAUCCGGCCUGCGGACGGCCCGGGAAUCAUUGUGCUUUUACAUGAGUGGUAAAGGUAAAGGCAAAGGUACCCCUGACUGUAAGGUCCAGUCGUGGACAACUUUGGGGUUGUGGCACUCAUCUCGCUCUAUAGGCCGAGGGAGCCGGCAUUUGUCCGCAGACAGCUUCCAGGUCAUGUGGCCAGCAUGACUAAGCCGCUUCUGGUGAACCAGAGCAGCACACGGAAAUGCUGUUUACCUUCCCGCUGGAGUGGUACCUAUUUAUCUACUUGCACUUUGACGUGCUUUCAAACUUCUAGGUGGGCAGGAGCUGGGACCGAACAACAGGAGCUCACCCCGUUGCGGGGAUUCGAACUGCCGACCUUCUGAUCGGCAAGCCCUAGGCUCUGUGGUUUAGACUACAGUGCCACCCGCAUCCCACAUGAGUAGAAUGUGUGCUUUUACUUAAAAUAUAUCUCUGGGUUAUUUGUGGGGCAUAGGAAUCCGUUCAUUUCCCCCCCAAAAAUAUAGUCCAGCCCCCGCACAAGGUCUGAGGGACAGUGGACCGGCCCCCUGCUGAAAAAGUUUUCUGACCCCUGGGCUAGAUGAUCCUUGGGGCCGCUUCUAACACUACGGUUCAGCGAUUCUGUGAGUGCGAGUGAUUAAACGGCCAGCAGCAGCAGAGUGCGCCCAGCAAUGCGUCGUGUCAUUUGCCAAUUUGGGAUCUUAAAAAUUAUAGGAGGGUGUGUUUUUUGUGCAGAAAGGCGAUAGUGGAAGGUGGUAACUGAUGGGCUACCAAGCGGCUAUGGCAGUAUGAUAAUACAUUCUUCUAAUUGAUUGAAAUUGCAAUGAGAAAAAGGAUUGACCCAAAAUACAUACUUCCUUUCCUGGAAGAAGGUGUGUGUGUGUGUGUGUGUGUGUGUGUGUGUGUGCUUGCCUAGGUAAACCUCUGACUUUGCAUGUGCUGGGAGGGCACCUGUAGUACAAUUCAAAGGUAAGAGUUGCAGUCAAAUGCUCUGUUGUUCAGCAUGCUGGAAGGUUGUUUUUUGGUUUUGGUUUUGUUUGCUCUUUCCAGUCGGGAAUGUAAUUCCUGAAAAAAUAGGCAGUCCCAGGGACCAUUUCUGCGUGCUCCCUGCCCACUCUUGAGCAGAAUUGAUGUAUGCAAAUUAAAACAUUUGUGCAAAUGUCAUGCAUUGAUGGGUUCUGAUAAAUGUGCUGGAUUAGAUUCAUCUUGGACUCAAGCUCUCUUUUGAAUAAGCAGAAACGGUCCUGAGUUCAUUCACCGAGAUUGUGCUGCCCAUCCAAAUUGCUGAAUCCUGCAGUGUUAAGAAAGGAACAAUAGAGAAAGAUGGUGUAGACUCCGAACUUUUUAUUGCUUAGAAUAUUUAUAAACUUUCUCUUCUCUCCAAAGGACUUUCAGACAGAUUACAUUCUGUGAAUCAGUUCUAACAAUAGGGCAUCCUUCCAAUGUCCUGAUCAUGGGUGCUAUUAACUUUGUAACUCAAACAGUGUAAGAACACGAUAAGAAGACCCGCAAGCUGGAGGUUCUCCACCUCUGCUCUAGAUAGACCAAUAUGUAGGGUUUGCAGAAAUUGGUUCUUCUAACCUGCCUGCAUCCAUGGUUUUUAAGACUAUAAAUGGGCAGGCUAGGGGUGGGUCUACAUGGGGGGAGGGGAGAGUUGGACCCUGCUAUAAAUAAAUCAGAAAUUAAAUUGUUAGAACAAAAGGGGGGGGAAAUGCUAUGGAAGAAUCACAAAGAAAUUUGUUUUGCAUUUUAGUGCCAUCUGGUGUUUCAUAUUUAUAACACAUUCAAAUAGCUUUUUCUUUACUAAUGUAGCUGAGUCCUAGGACAAUGUGGGGGCGGGGAGUGUCUUUUCAGGACUUUAGCAGUAGUAGUAGUAGUACUAUUACUACCACUACUACAAUUUUGUUUUAUUUAUAUGCCACCCAUCUGCCUGGGUUGCCCCAGACACAAUGGGCAGCUUCCAGCAAAAUAUAAAAACACAAUGAAACAUCAGACAUCAAGAACUUCCCUAUACGGGGCUGCCUACAGAUGACUCUGAAAGUCAGAGUUGUUUAUUUCCUUGACAUCUGAUGGGAAGCGCCACUACCGAGAAGGCCCUCUGCCUGGUUCCCUGUAAUCUCACUUCUUGCAGUGAGGGAACCAGCAGAAGGCACUCGGAGCUGGACCUUAGUGUCCAGGCUGAACGAUGGGGGUGAACCAAUAUGCUCCUUUAAGUAUACAGGGGGGAUACGGAUGGCGCUGUGGGUUAAACCACAGAACCUAGGACUUGCCGGUCAGAAGCUCAGCGGUUCGAAUCCCCGUGACAGGGUGAGCUCCCGUUGCUCGGUCCCUGCUCCUGCCAACCUAGCAGUUCGAAAGCACAUCAAAGUGCAAGUAGAUAAAUAGGUACUGCUCCAGCGGGAAGGUAAAUGGCGUUUCCGUGUGCUGCUCUGGUUCGCCAGAAGCGGCUUAGUCAUGCCGGCCACAUGACCUGGAAGCUGUACGCCGGCUCCCUCGGCCAAUAAAGCGAGAUGAGCACCGCAACCCCAGAGUCAUCCGCAACUGGACUGGACUGGUCAGGGGUCCCUUUACCUUUAAGUAUACAGGGCUGAGGCCGUUUAAGGCUUUAAAGUUCAACACAAACACUUUGAAAAUAUGGAAACAUACGUGGGAUUCUAUUUCUCUGACUUGCCUUUUCCUCUGCCCUCCAGAAGAUGAUGCCGUGGGGAGUGCAAAUGUGGAGGCCUUUCCCCAGCACGCUGCCUCUGAGGAGGGGGCAGAACAGCAUGGAGGGGCCGGCCUUAACCCGGAAGUGGAAGGCCAGCCACCCGAGAGGCCUAUAAAGACUGAAGUGGAAGGGAACGACGUCACGGACGUCAGCCAGAUCAAGAUCGUUCAGGUGGAGAAGAAGCAUGUUUGCCACGAGUGUGGCAAGGCCUUCCAGUACAAGUUUGAGCUGGUGAAGCACCACCGGACGCACACGGGGGAGAAGCCCUUCGAAUGCCUGGCGUGCGGCAAGAGGUUCUUCCAGAGCACCCACCUCAACGCCCACCUGCGCAUCCACACGGGGGAGAAGCCCUACGAGUGCCCCAAGUGCGGGCGCAGCUUCAACCGCCGCUCCACCCUCACGGAGCACCUGCGCAUCCACACCGGGGAGAAGCCUUACAAGUGCCUGCAGUGCGGCGAGAGCUUCCGAUGGAGGCCGUACCUCACCAAGCACCAGAGGGUCCACUCGGGGGACAACGCCUACAAGUAUUUUGAUGGCGGGGAGAGCCUCUACGACAGCUCGGCCUUCUCUGAGCACCAGGAGGAGAUCCACCCAGGUGCGGAAGCCGGUGCCGUGAAGAGGAGAGGCCUCUGCUGGAUCAGGCCAAAGUCCCGUCCUGGCUCCGUACUCUCUCCUCGCCAAUUUAGUUCAUCUUCUUUUAUUUAAAUGUUCGGGAGUCUGCCUCUUCAUCAGAUGUGUAACAUAGCAGCAGGCAACGUUAUAUGGCAAUAAUAAUGUCAACCAGAGGAUUGAUAGCUCAUGUGGUAGAGCAUGAGACUCUUAAUCUCAGGGUCAAGCCCCACAUUGGACAAAAGGUUCCUGUAUUGAAGUGGAGGGGGGACUAGAUCAGUGUUUCUCAACCGGAGGCCAUAUGACCCCCCUGGGGGCCCCCAGGAUGUUCCAAGGGGGCCACAGGUGAAAAAUGCAUAAAUGGGGGGAGGACACAGCUAGAGGCUAGGGGGCCAUAGAGGGAAGUGAGAAGUGAAGGGGGGGGUAUAUAAAUAUACAGUGGUAACUCAGGUUACAGACAUUUCAGGUUACAGACACUUCAGGUUACAGACUCCGCUAACCCAGAAAUAGUACCUUGGAUUAAGAACUUUGCUUCAGGAUGAGAACAAAAAUCAUGCGGUGGCGCAACAGCAGCAGCGGGAGGCCCCAUUAGCUAAAGUGGUACCUCAGGUUCAGAACAGUUUCAGGUUAAGCACAGACCUCCAGAAUGAAUUAAGUUCAUAACCCGAGGUACCACUCUUCUCUCUCUCUCUCUCUCUCUCUCUCUCUCUAUAUAUAUAUAUAUUAUAUAUCCUGAUUGGCUGGCUAUCCACUUGGCCAAUCCCAAGCGGAUAAGGGGGUGCCCACCAGGGCCUGGUGCUCCUUUUUGCCAUGUGUGUUUUCUUGGAGUUGUCCUGGUUUUUUUCCCAGCGGGAGAGGGCAAUCGCUGAGGCUCCCGUUUUGGCCAGUGGAGCUCGUGAUCCAGAACCCCCUGGUCAGGUAAGUGCAGUGGUGGGGUGGCAAUGGGUAGGGCUGGGCGAGCCGGAACUGCUUGUUGUUGCUGCUGCUGCUGCUGCUGGGCCUGGUGGCACCCUGGGCCUGACUCUGCAAUCCGAGGUGGCAGCCUGGGCCUGACACUUCAGGGUGCAAUCCAGCGCCUAGUGGAUCAGGGCCUUUGGAUGUUGCCAAGGGGCGCAGGGCCUGUCAGCAGCGUUGGCCUGUCUCUGCAAGGUGCAGGGUGAAAUCCACCCCAGCCAAGUGGAAUCGUCUGAUGCUGCUGACUUGCAUCUAGGAAAUAACUGUCUACUCAGAAGAAAGCCGCACUGCGUUUAGAGGGCCUUGCUACUAGGUAAGGGUGGGGGGGGGAUAUAGUGUUUUACCUAGACAGCCAAGGUUCCUCCAGAGGAAAACAGCUUUUUGCACAAGGUCAGUUAGGACCACUUGUUUUUUAAAAUUCCCCCAUAUAUACAGAACUCCUUGUGUGCCUUUUGUAAGUUUCCCCUCUGUGCCAAAUAAUGGGAGUCAAAUAAGUGAUGUUUACAGUACGUGGAAGAUGGAUCUCCCUCAGGAGGUUCUGGACCCUUUCUCCUUGCAAGUUUCUAAGCAGAAGUCAGAUGGCCAUCUGUCAUGGAUGCUUUAACUGAGAUUCCUACAUUGCAGGGAGUUGCACUAGAAAGAUGACUCUUGGGGUCCCUUCCAGCUCUAUGAUUAUAUUUUUUUCUGCUUCAGCAAUAUUUCAUUAUGUUCCCAUCAUUUUAUGUAAUUGUAUUUUGUAUAAAUUAAAAAAUAUACAAAUAAAACAUGUUCUGUUUACAAACAAACAUUUAAAUAGCUACCUUUUUACUAGUAGGAGAGGGGCCAUGGGCAUAGCCAGGAUUUUUUUUAGGGGGAGGCAGAAUCUCAUAUAUGUAUUGAUUUCUACUUAUUGCGGGGGGGGGGGGGGCAGCUGCCCCACAACCCCCGGCUGUGCCCAAGGGGGACCACAGGAAGGAACCAAGACAAGAGGGGGGCCAUGUUCAGAAAAAGGUUGAGAAACACUGACUUAGGUGACCCUCGUGGUCCUUUCCAGCUCUACGGUUCUGUGAUUCUAUGCUCAGCUUUUGGGUAAAAAAGGGAAAUUGUCAAUAUUUAUUUACGUAUUUAUUAACUGACAAAAGAAAAUCUUUGAUAAAAACUAAGUAAAGCCUAUCUUUAAGUGUGUGUGUGCGUGUGUGUGUGUGUGUGUAUUAUAAACUUCUGGUGUCUAGGGGAAGCCCUCAUGGUUUCAGCUGUAGUGAAAAAUGCUGGAUCAAACCACAGUUCUCACAGUGAUGAAUCGGAUACUUAUGGGAAGCCUGAGAGCGAUUCCUAGGAACUGCCUUCAACAUGGGGUACAGAACAUCCCCGUUGAUAGCCUCCUUCUCCAUGAAUUUGCCCAGUCCUCUUUUAAAGCUGGUAGCUAUCACUACCUCUUGUGGGAGCGAAUUCAUACGUUUAAUAAUAAUAAUAAUAAUAAUAAUAAUAAUAAUAAUAAUAUGGUGAUGGUGAUGAUGAUGAUGAUGCCACCCAUCUGACUGAGAUUUAACUACGUGCUGCUGUGUGGAAGAAGUACUUUAGUUUGUCUUUCCCAAAUCAAACACUUCUCUCUCUCUGUGCUUCCAGAGGGUUCCUCAUUCCCUGUUUCCAGUCUCAUUCCAACUGAGCUACAACUGAAGUUUCACGAGCCUAAUUCCUUCCUGUUCUCAUGUAACUGCUCUCUCAUUUUUUCUCCUCCCAACUAGAAUAUUUGGUUUCUGCGCCCGACUCCAUCUCCCGCAUGGCACCUCGGGGAGAGCCGUGGGUGCAAGGCCCCCAGCGCUCUGAGGGGAGGCAGAGUCACAGAAACGGCUCCGAAGGCGAUGGGGUGGCGGAGCCAUUGCGAGGGCAGUCCGAGGGGGAGGGCGAAGGCGUGGACUCUCCGAGGAGCCUCGCUGCCCCUCACGACAGGGCAGGAGCCAGCGACUCGUGUAGGUUUGCUCUCUGCUCCCUCAGAUUUGCCUAGUUCCCUUUGCCUACUGUCUUUUCUGAUACCCUUCUAAGUGUAUUGUGUUUUAGGGGGGAUUAUCAGUUUGUUUUGUUCUUAUUUUUAUUAUGUAUUUUGUGAAGGUUUUUACAUUGUAUUUUAUGUUGUGAACUGCCCUGAGAUCUACGGAUGAAAGGCAGUGUAAGAAAGAAAGAAAGAAAGAAAGAAAGAAAGAAAGAAAGAAAGAAAGAAAGAAAGAAAGAAAGAAAGUCAUACCUUGGGUUACAGAUCCUUCAGGUUGUGUUUAUUUUGGGUUACAGACCCGCCAAAACCUGGAAGUACCGGAACGGGUUACUUCCGGGUUUUGGCGGUCGCACAUUCGCAGAACUGCUAAUGCGUGCUUUGCGCAUGCGCAUAAGCGCUGAAUCGCAACUCGUUCGUGCGCAGACACGCCGCUGCGGGUUGUGAAUGCUGUUGGUUGCGAAUGUGAAUCCUGCAUGGAUCACGUUCGCAACCCGAGCAUCCACUGUAUUAUUAUUAUUAUUAUUAUUAUUUAUCGUGCCACUUCAAAUGCAAAGUAGUAGUAGUAGUAGUAGUAGUAGUAGUAAUAGUAAUAGUAAUAGUAGUAGUAGUUGUUGUUACUCUAGGCCCCAUUCCCACCCUGUAUUUGAAGUGCCAUGAUACCACUUUAAACAGUCAUGGCUUCCCUCAGAGAAUUCUGGGAGCUGUAGUUGGUUAUGGAUACUGGGCCCAACAGUUCCCAGAUUUCCCUGUGAAGAAGAAGAAGAAGAGUUUGGAUUUGAUAUCCCGCUUUAUCACUACCCGAAGGAGUCUCAAAGCGGCUAACAUUCUCCUUUCCCUUCCUCCCCCACAACAAACACUCUGUGAGGUGAGUGGGGCUGAGAGACUUCAGAGAAGUGUGACUGGCCCAAGGUCACCCAGCAACUGGGUGGAGCGGAUGGAGAGGAGCGGAGACGCGAACCCGGUUCCCCAGAUUACGAGUCCACCGCUCUUAACCACUACACCACACUGGCUCUCUGUGAAGAGAGGUGGAUUGUUGGGGGUUUUUUUGAAAUCGUUUUUAUUUGAUUUUACAAGUGUAAAGUUAUAACAAUACCAAACACAUAUCCGUUUAAAGAGAUUUAUCUGAAUUGCAAGACUUCCCACCCCACCCCCCCGGUUCCUAUAAUCAACAUUUUCAACUGCAUAUAAUCCAUAUUUUGUAUCUGUCCGUAUUAUCCAUAGUGUUUCUUACGUUACAAGUGUUGUUAGAAUCCUGCUAAAGUUUUCAUCUGCUUACAGUGGUCUAAGAGAGAUGGAUUGUUAAAUCCCUCUGGGAAUUGUAGCCCUGUGAGGGGUGAAUGGUGGGGUGGGUGUGUCUCCUAACAACUCUCAGCAUAAUUCUUUGGGGGAAGCCAUGACGGUUUAACUUGGUCUCAUGGCGCUUUACAGGUGUGGUGUGAAAGUCACCUUAGACUGGAGCCUGGGGUUUAACAUGAGUGAGAGCUCUCUCACAUGAUACCCAGCUGCCUUCCAAUAAAACAAGGGUGGGACACCUGAUCCAUCCUGAGGGCUGCAUUCCCUUCCGGGCAGCCUCCUGAGGGCCGCAUGCUAAAAGUAGGCCAGGCCAGAGGCAAAAGUGGGUAGAUUUUUCCUCUGUACAUUAGGCUAGCACAGUACAAUUUUACCUUUGCACACCCCUCAGGCAAGCAAAGAGGCAUUAUGAGGGUUCAGGGAUACAAUCCAGACAGGCAAAAAUACUCGGGGGGGGGGAGUGAGGGGUGUAGCCUGGAGAGAGGGGUGUGGCAUGGGCCACAUAGUGAGGUUUAGUGGGCCAGAGUUGGCCCCACCCCUGAGGUCCCCCCUUCCCCUGCUAUAAAAUUACAGCAGGAGAGAGGAACCUCCAGCCCAUGGGUUUAAUUCGGCCCUACAGGCAGUGCUAUUUUUCGGAGGGGGGGUGGAAAGCCGAUAACUCGCCCUCCUUCUCUCAGAAUGGGCAAGUUCCGGCUGAAAAGAAGCCCUGCCCUCAGGACUUUCCAUUUGACCCACCAGGCCGCUUUGGCCAAGCGACACCCAACCUGCCCUAUACCUGGCAUGUAAAAAUGUGGCUGGGCAGAAAGGGGGGUGUGCAGGCAACCCUAGUCAGCCUCCCUGCUCUUCACAACAACCCUGCAAGGUAGGUUGGUAUCUUUCCAAAGGUCGCACAGUGAACUCCGUGGCUGAAUGGGGACCCAGGUCCUGGUCCAGCACUCUGACCACUGUACCUCUUGUCUGUGGGGAUUGGUCUGUUCGAGACUUCUCUGCCGAAUGCUACUGUUACUACUAAUAUUAAUAACUGUCGUUAUUUUUGCAAGGCGAUAGCAUGACAACUGAACACCCAGAGGAGGAGACCCAGCAAAGAGGCCUUGAGCUAGAAGUCAACGAUGUGUCGCCAGACAGAUCCGAAGGAAACGUUUCCCUGAAGUCUCGAGCCGUCUCUGAUAGUAGUGGCCAUGGGUCUUUGGAACAGCUAACAGCAGAGUGGGAUGAAUCUGGUCAGUAUGGAAAAGGCCUCCUGAGCAAUUUGGCCUUGUCAAGUUUCUAGCCCUUAAGCUUACAAAAAAGAGAGAGAGGUUUGUAGGUCCACCGUGUUGUAGCUCCUUUGGGCAUGCUGGCUGGGGAGGGAUUUGGGGUACGUUUGGCCUCAAGAAGAGAAGACCGAGAGGUGAGGUGAUCGCCAUCUUCAGAUGUAUGACUCGGCUGUCACAUUGGAGACAGAGCAAGCUUUUCCCCCUGCUACUCUAGACUGGUGGAACCUAAACCAAUGGAUUAAAAUUCCAAGAAAGAAAAUUCUGACUAAACAUUAGGAAGAACUUUCUGAUGGCCAUGUUAUCAAGGAUCCUUUAGGGGGUUGGGCUAGAUGAUCCUUGGAAUCCCUUCCAGCUAAAUGAUUCUUUGAUUCUAAGCAGGAAUAUCUCCCAACCCUCUCUGAAGGUGCUGGAGAUUGAUCUUGGAUGCUCUAUCACAUUCUAGCUGGCACUGGUGGGAGAUGAAUUCUAAUAGCAUCUGUAGGGCCACAGGCUCCUCUUAUCCCUUCUGUAGAUCAACAGUCCAAAAGCAGAUUGCAGGUUUCCAGGUUCCACAGAACACCCAUUGAGGCAGCACUGAAAGAAACUUCUCUCUUUGAUAGUACAAGUCCAGGGAAAGAUAACCUGCCCUUUCUUAUCCCGUCAUAGUUCUGUUUUCUUUCUUUCUUUCUUUGUUUUCUCCACAGAUAGUUUAAAAUAAAAUCCUUCCAACCCCCGGCCUCAUCCUUGAAUGAUGAAACUGUCGGAAUGCGGAAAGAGCCUGCAUUUGUCGACUGGUGGGAUCUUCAAGUAAACUGUUCUGCCAGCAGCAAAAAGAGACACCCGGAGUUUAGUGCAUCUUGCAAACAAUUUCUUUUGGAAAGACUUGAAGACACAGCAGCGUUCUUAACUCCGCCCCCCCCCCCGCUCCCUCCUCCAGUGUUAACCAGACACUUGCAUAGCCAACAUGUACGGAUUGCGGGGAAGGGUGGGGUUCUUUAACUGAAAUAUUAACAUUUGUCUUUUAUUUUAUUUUGUAUGGGUUAAUUCAUGCGCAUGUUUUAUGUUGUCACCCAGGAAUACGCUAAUGUUAUGAUCUGCGAUCUAGGGAAGGUCGUCAUUAUGUUCCCACAAGAGAGGUCAGUGAUUUAGAUUUCACAAGUGUGAACAUUUUUAAGGCUGAGAUUAUAUGCAUUUCACAAUUGCACUUGCACAAGGACACAAGUUGGUGCCAGGGCACCGAGUUCCGGCAUUCCUGAGAAACGGGGGCUUUUCAGGUUUCUAGCCCUUAAGCCUGUAAGGAUGGAGUUUUUGAAUCUGAAAAUCUAGAGCACUGAAUAGAGUUGCGAGCGGUUAGGAGGCAGGGUUUCGGUGUCCUGUAAAACUAAUGGCGUAAGCAGAAACAAUUAUGCAAAAGAGGCAAAUAUGUAUAUAUAAAUAUGCAAAUGACUUUUCAUUUGCAUGCCGUGUCCAGGUCAAAGAAUUUAGCUACUUUUGCUGCAGAACAUUGAUUUAAUUAAGGGCAAAAAAUAUACAUCCUGACUAUGGGAAGCCAGUCAAGGUCAUAAAGUCUUGUUCCAAGUCUGUGACAGAUUUGUCACAUCAUCUUUUCCCCCUCCUUUUUUGCAGACACAGUCUCACAGUCACAUUUCACAGUAAACUCAUGUGUCAUGUGACUUUUCUCUUUUUGAGUGUGGAAUUGUCAACAUUUCUUUUGUGUGGAUGUGCUCCCCCAUGUGUCCGGAACUGAGAAUCCCUACUCGCUGGAGGACCAUUGGUUUUCAAUAAUUUCUCUGCAGAGUGGACAUUCUCUGAUGCCACCUCACGGCACAUACUAGAAGAAAUGUUUGCCAACAAGAAUUGAUCACUUUGUGGUGAAUUUACCCUCUCAAAAGUGAAUGAGCAGGCGUGAGUAUCGGGCCCAGGGUACUUUGCAGCAGCAGACAAAGUGUAAUUAUUAUUAUUUUUAAUUGGGGGGAAAACCCUAACAAUGAAUAAUAAACUCAGCGACAGUUAUGAGGGGCUAACAUUUUAUUGAUUUUUGUUUUUUAUUGUUAGCUGUGUGUAUGCUUUAGAACUGGUUUAUAAAUAAGUCAGGACUAUAUUCAACUACGGUAAGUCCUGCCCAGAGAAGACCCACUGAAAUUAAUUCAUCUAAGUCAUGUCUGUUGACUUCAGUGGGUCCUACUCAGAUUAGCAUUGAGGCCACCCUUAAUGUGUGGCUUCCUGCAUUUCUAAGCUGGCCCACAAAAAAUGCUGCCUUUUCAGAGUCUGUGGUCUGGAUCCUGCAUUAACUUGGAAUUGAUGAGAGACUUUUUGCAGCAGGAUUGUCAGUUGGUACAGUUCUGCAGUUCUGGAUCCCAGCCUUUGCACUGUAAAGAGUUACAUAUAUUCUUUUAUUAUUGUUGCUAUUAAUUCCUUUUUAACGAUGCCCUCUUCGUUUUGGAAGACUGACUUCGCCCUGCCUGCCCAGAUCUGACAGUUUUUGGUGUUCAAAACAGCACAGGGAGGUGACCAGUUGCUUAAUUUUAAUUUUAAACUGUAGGGCAAUUUUCCAUACAGAGUGCUCCAUUUUUUUAUUAUUUAAAAAACAGUAAUAGAAUAGAAGGGUAAAAUGCAGGAUAGAAUCAUGAGAGGCAUGGCAUUAGAAGCAGCUUGAGAGAUACCUCUUUGAUUCUCAGGGAGCUGCUCCAUAGCAAUUCAUCUCUCUUCCCAGGGAACUGUGUCUGUAUGAGGAGUCUCCUUAACAACUCUCAGCACCCUUAAGAAACUACAGUUCCCAGUAUUCUUUGUGGGGUGGAAACCACGACUGCAUAAAGUAGUGUGGUGCUGUCUUAAAUUUAUAAAUGGAGCAUUAUUUAAUUGGCAGCCAUGCAGACCACCAGCCAUGGGGUUCAAUACCCUCCUUGUUUGAUUUCAGAAGCAGGCCACAGUAGUAGUAGUAAUUUUUAUUAUUAUUUAUACCCCACCCAUCUGACUGGGUUGCCUUGGCCACUCUGGGCAGCUUCCAACAGAAUAUAAAAGCACAAGUGAUGUCAUUGGUCUGGUUAGCUCAGUAUUGUCUAUUCUGAUUGGCUGCAGCUCUCCAAUGUUUCUAAUUGGGGGGGAUUUCUUCAAAAUUGCAUUCUAAUAUUAUUUUUAACUUUUCGACAUACCAGGGAGUGAAACUGGGACCUUCUGCAUGCAAAGGAAGCUCUCUACCACUGAGGGUACUAGCAGUUGCGUGCAGCCUUGAUGCACAAGUGUGAAACUGUUUUGUUUCCAGCGGGGACCUAAAUGCACUAAUCUUUUUUCUUCUUCUCUGGAUCGUAUACACAAAGCUGCUGCUUUUCACUUUUCAAGCUUAAAAAGAUUCCUCAGUACAUCAAGAGGAUUUUAUUUUAAAAAUUGGGAAAGGGGUUGGCAUGUACGGGAAAAACUGUACCGGAACAACUCAUCAUUUGAAAAACACAGCUGACCUUCAAAAUGUAGCAAUAAGGCGUGCAGCCUAGGAACACUGGGCCCAAUUUAUACAGGCAUCGUCUCACUUUAGUCCCAUCGAGAUCACCUUUUCUUCAAGUUAGAUAUGAAUAACUUCAGCCCCGUUGAUUUCAAUAGAAGUUAACUAUACACAUCUACUCAGAAGUAUGGCCCAUAGUUUUCAAAGUGUGUUUAACCACAGCACUCACCUGUGUUUUCAAGCUGACAGGAGCGGCAUUCAUUUGACAAUGUGAUAAUCAGAUUUUCUUUUUCUUUGCAUAACUCCGUUUUACUUCUGCUUUAAUAAUAAUAAAAAUGUUUCUACUUCCCUUUCCCCUGUUACUUACUUUUAAGGAAUAACAUGCAUAAAAAUUGAGAACGGUG